Ichthyophthirius multifiliis is the source of this 1143-nucleotide messenger RNA. RefSeq lists its product as hypothetical. Lineage: Eukaryota; Ciliophora; Oligohymenophorea; Hymenostomatida. The record is from RefSeq and is a predicted model, not a curated record. The transcript has 8 exons.
AUGUAUGAUUCGUUACAUGAUAAGCAAAUAAAUCCUCUUUUCGAGAAAUUAAUACUCGAAUUGUUGAAAGUAUAACCUGAAAAUUUUAUUGAUUUUUCAAUUAAUUGGCUAAAAUAAAAUGGUUAAAGUUUUACUCAUUCUCACUAAAAUUCUCACCAUAAUGAAAAAAAUCAUGACCAUAAUCAUGCUCAUCAUAAAAAAUAGCAUGCAGGAGUUCACUCAGAUAGUGAAGAUGAAGAUGAUGAAGUAAAUGAUUUUGAUUAACAAGAAUUUUAAAUGAAGCUUUUGUCAAAAUAAACUUAUGUACCAAAAGUAAUACCUAAAGAUCAAGAUUAAAAAGAAAGAAUUGAAAAAAGACUGAUGUAAGCAUUUAUGUUUUCUUCUUUAGAUGAAAGAGAAAGAGAAAUAGUUGUUAAUGCUAUGCAAGAAGUUAAAUUUGCUCAAGGAGAUUGGAUAAUAAAAUAAGGAGAAGAUGGUGAAGUAUUAUAUGUAAUAGAUUAAGGAGAAUUAGAUUGCUUUAAAAGAUUUACAAAAGACGGAGAAAAUAAAUACCUUAAGACUUACUAACCAGGAGAAGCAUUUGGCGAGCUUGCUUUACUUUAUAAUGCUCCUAGAGCGGCAUCAAUUUAAGCUAAAACAUAAUCUAUUUUAUUUUCUUUAGAUAGAGAAUGCUUUAAUAAUAUUGUUAAAGAUUCUGCAAUUAAAAAAAGAGAAAGAUUCGAAUAAACACUUAAAAACGUAGAAUUAUUAGACUCUAUGGAUCCUUAUGAAAGAAUUCAUUUAUGUGAUGGUAUGAAAGAUAUUAAAAUAUAAAAAAGGAGAAUAUGUUAUUAAAGAAAAAGAGGAACUAAUUUCUAUAUGAUAGAAGAAGGAGAACUUAUAGCAACCAAAAAAGAUUAAAAUGGAGAUUAAAAAACAGUCUAUGAAUAUAAAGAAGGAGAUUAUUUUGGUGAAUUAGCUUUAGUUAAAAAUAUACCUAGAUAAGCUAAUGUUAUAGCAGUGACGGAUGUAAAUUUAGUUUAUUUAGAUUUUGAUACAUUCAAACGUUUAAUGGGACCUAUAGAAAAUAUAUUAAAAAGAAACGAAGAAAAAUAUGCAAAAUAUAACUAAGAAAAUUUAGAUAAUUUAGAUAAUUAGAUUUGA